AUGUUCUUCUAUUCGCCUAAUCAAUUACCAUUUUUGCUUCGUCGAAUAUCGUCUACAGCAGAUCGUCAUCGUGAUAGUAUUGCACGUUCAGCUCUACGUUUUGAUCAGUCAUUAAUAGGAAACCAAAUUAACGCGCAUUAUAAUCAAGUCAUCGAGAUUCGUAGCCCUGAAUUUUUUGAUUUGCGUGAAAGUCAGCGGAGAAAAUCAAGAUCCAGUUUUGCUCCUAACUCGGUGGUUUUUGAUUUGCCUGAGACUCAUCGGAGAAAGUCUAAAGCGAAGUCGAUAGUCUUCGACGGUCAUAUCAUUAAAGGUAGUUACUAA
Molecule: messenger RNA, 321 nt
Organism: Dracunculus medinensis (Guinea worm)
Lineage: Eukaryota; Metazoa; Nematoda; Chromadorea; Rhabditida; Dracunculidae
Source: the annotation of a GenBank genome assembly